AUGUGUAUGUUGCCAGAGUACAAGCGGGACUGUAGUGGAUGGUCUGACCCUAUCAUCAGUCAUAGACAACAGCGAGGUUCUCUACAGCUUUGGCAGUUCUUGGUGGCGCUACUAGAUGACCACACAUGUAACUGCUGUAUUGAACAUAGUUGUUCACAAGUCAUGUGUAUGUUGCCAGAGUACAAGCGGGACUGUAGUGGAUGGUCUGACCCUAUCAUCAGUCAUAGACAACAGCGAGAGUACAAGCGGGACUGUAGUGGAUGGUCUGACCCUAUCAUCAGUCAUAGACAACAGCGAGGUUCUCUACAGCUUUGGCAGUUCCUGGUGGCGCUACUAGAAGACCAUACAUUUGUUCACAAGUCAUGUGUGUGUAUAUUGCCAGAGUACAAGCGGGACUGUAGUGGAUGGUCUGACCCUAUCAUCAGUCAUAGACAACAGCGAGGUUCUCUACAGCUUUGGCAGUUCCUGGUGGCGCUACUAGACGACCCCAACAACGCCUCCUGUAUUGUCUGGACCGGCCGAGGCAUGGAGUUUAAAUUAGUAGAACCUGAAGAGGUUGCCAGAAGAUGGGGUGUUCAAAAGAACCGGCCAGCAAUGAACUACGAUAAAUUGAGCAGGUCGUUGAGGUACUACUACGAGAAGGGCAUCAUGCAGAAGGUAGCAGGGGAACGAUACGUGUACAAGUUUGUGUGUGAUCCGGAGGCGCUGUUCAACAUGGCUUACGGGGAAUACUCACAAUCCAACCGGUCCAAGGGGGCAGACUCGGGACAGGAGAGGACCUAUACCGACAUGUUCACUCUCUACGGAGCAUCUGGGGGCUACGCCCACCUGCAGCAGUACCUGGGGACAACGGAGAAUGGCCAGGGAGGAAGACGCCUGAGCCACCAGCAGUACCCUGACCAAGGCUCCGGCACCAGCCACCUGCAGAUGCUACAGAGCUUCACCACCGACACCCUCGACACCCAGCACAGGAGGACCCUGCAGUCUCCGACAGACGACAGGGGCGGGACUGGGUACAGGAACCUCCAGUCACCGUCCGAGGACAGGGGAGGCGCGGUGUACAGGAACAAAACCUUGAUACAAGAGUCCUCCAGACCCAGACCCUCAGAGACCUCCCUUCUCGAUAACUCCUCCACCUACCAAUGUCUCAGCGUCGGCAGUUGUGUUUGUUGA
Molecule: messenger RNA, 1173 nt
Organism: Macrosteles quadrilineatus (aster leafhopper)
Lineage: Eukaryota; Metazoa; Arthropoda; Insecta; Hemiptera; Cicadellidae
Product: ETS homologous factor-like
Exons: 5
Coding region: 1-1173 (390 amino acids)
Biological process (GO): regulation of transcription by RNA polymerase II; cell differentiation
Cellular component (GO): nucleus
Molecular function (GO): DNA-binding transcription factor activity, RNA polymerase II-specific; sequence-specific DNA binding
Source: RefSeq, a predicted model, not a curated record